UUUACAUUGCAACUCGUCUGAGGAAACGUCAUGCCUUGUACUUGCUGGAUAGGAGGCAGCUUUGGAUCAGUGCCUGAUGGUGCUGUUCGUGCAGGUCGUGACAAAGAUGGAGGGGCUCUCUUCGUCGGACGGGCUUACUUUGAGACCGACAUUCUUCCUGCCAAAAUAGUUCCAAACCAUGGGGCCGCAUACGUCUCCUUCGACGGACAAGAACAUCAAGUCAUGCAUUACGAGGUGCUGUGCGGUGGAGAGGCCAUGUGGCAGGUUGCGAGUGACGGUCAGGUUCCGACCAACGCCUUCCCUGUAGGAUCUACUAGGGACGGAGAGAGGCUUUAUGUAGGCCGUGUCUUUCACGACGGCACCAUCACUCCAGGAAAGGUGCAUCCCAGUCAUGGAGUUUGCUACAUUCCGUAUGACGGACUGGAGAUACAAUUCAAAGAAUACGAAGUGCUCAUUAUGAAGUGAUUAGUUUCCCAUUCCAUCAUCAAUAUUGCCGUUUUGUUUUAAAUAUGUUUAUAACGACUAUACAGACCAAUCUUCAUGAACAUUUCUUCUACAAGAGAAGCCAACGGCUGUAUCUUCGAUAUGAAUUAAACAAAAAGUAUACAAUGUCAAAAGGCUUCGUACUCUUCGACCUUAAAUAAAUGAGAAGGAAAAAAAAUUAAUGUGCAGUGACCAUUUAUGAUGUUACAAGCUUACGCACUCCGGAAGUAAAAGCACUUAGAGGAAACUACAGGGUGAACCUCAAGC
This is a messenger RNA of Cryptotermes secundus, 750 nucleotides long. RefSeq names its product natterin-3. The transcript has 4 exons. Bases 31 to 465 code for a protein of 144 amino acids. Lineage: Eukaryota; Metazoa; Arthropoda; Insecta; Blattodea; Kalotermitidae. The record is from RefSeq and is a predicted model, not a curated record.